GAGCCAAUGUUUUGAGAGCGCUCAACUUCAAAAGUUUUUCUCCCACAAAAGGGUUCGCGCCAGAAUGUGAAUGAUAUUAUUUUCAACCUGUCAGCAAUUUCAUUCCAUUUUGAAUUGCUAAAAAAAUCUUUCGACAUGACAACAAGUGUCAGAAUUCCCGGAACUUCUGUUCUGAAUUCGAGAGGAUGUUAUUGGGGAGAAUGAGGUGAUCUCUUUUUCCAUUUCGUUUUCGAAACAGGUGGAAAUAAAUUUUGCGUUCCUUCCUGCAUUGUGAAUAAUUGCAUUUUAUAUCAAAAGUUUAUAAACUUUUAUAAUUGGUAAAUCCCUUUCAUUUGUUUGUACAUCGGUUCUACACUUAAACUAUAUAUAUACGUUUUUAUUAACGUUUAAAGGAAGAAAAAGUUUCAGAUGGAUUGAGCGUAAAGACGUUGUAAAGAGCUUUUAAUAAGCGUUACAGACAUAUUCAUGGAAGAAGAUUUUAAAAUUUUGUUAGAAAUUCUACAAACAUUUUAGCAUUUGUGGAAAGCCUCAGCCAUUAACUAAACAUGACAAUUUAAACAAAAAUUUAUCAAUUCAAAAUUAGGAGUUUCUUAAAUAUAUGUGCAUAAAAGAAUUGUUGAUGAAAAUAAAAAUUCACAAUAUUUUUAAGGACCGAAAUGUAGUUAUUUUAGAAGACAAGGAAAAACCUGUUGUUCUAACGGAUUUAGAAAUUUGAAGUUCUAAAGGAUAUGUGUAAAGGGAAGAUGGUCGUGUUCAUCAGUUUAAUAUCAUUAGUUCUCUUCAUUAUAUUCCAGGUAAACGCCAGUGAGGCCAUCGAGAUGUUGAUACCUGAUAAUGAGACGGACUUGUUGCUGUCCUGCAGAACAGAGCGAGGUUUCUAUUUGCCCUUGGACGUGUACAGACAAGACACUUGUGCCAGAUGCUAUUUCUAUCUGCCGCCAUUUGCAUUCCACAAUGAAGAUGCCAGGUUACGUUAUGACGAGUACACUGGAUUACUAGUGGAUCCCUUGACGAAUCAAUCUUAUACUGCUGAUCCAGAGAAUCUUACUCAUCCCGUUUACGAAUCAUUUCAGUCGGAUUUGUUCGCACGGAAAUGGAUUGCCUGCUGCAGGGCUGCCCUUCACUGUUGCAGGAAGAUGCUGUCCGAACCAUGGCAAUUCGACAACGAUACCAUCCUCUGCCCUCGUACUUGGGAUGGUUGGCAGUGUUGGCCAGAUACUCCAGCUGGUCAAGUGGUCCAAGGUCUAUGUCAAGAGCAUGUGUACUUCAGAAGUGAACCUCCUACUUGUCCCAAGCAUGCUUUUAAGCACUGCCUGGACAACGGUUCUUGGUAUGUCAAUGAUCGGAAUAAGGAAUGGACAAACUACAGCAGCUGUGGAAGAAUUGAGGGAAUGAGAAGGUUACAGUAUUUUCACAUCAUUACGUAUGCAAUUUCAAUACUCUUCCUGCUUCCAGCACUCCUCAUUUUUGCAUUUUACAAGCAACUUCAAGUCUACAGAAUAACGAUGCACAAGAACCUGUUUAUGGCCCUUGUUCUGAAUGCGCUGAUGUGUAUCACCUUCAAGUGUUUUGUCAUUCUAGAAGAAAUGGAUAGCCCCGGAAAUAGAAUCACAAUUUUAGAAGAAAACGGGAUGGGUUGUAAGAUAUUGUAUGUGAUAACAAAAUACACACGCAUGACAACAUACAUGUGGAUGUUUUGCGAAGGAUUUUAUCUACACAAACUGAUAGCAGCAUCUUUUGCAGAGCAGAAGUCUCUCAAAAUGUUCUAUUUUAUAGGAUGGGUGUUUCCAGUAUUCCCUGUUGGAACGUUUUCGUUUCUCAGAUGGUAUUUCGCUGACGAAGAAUGUUGGGCCAUUCCUGUGAAUCCAUAUGAAUGGGUAACUAAUAGUCCGAAUUUGCUUAGUCUAGUCCUCAAUUUCGCAUUUUUGUGUAAUAUUAUUCGUGUCCUUGUGACGAAACUUCGAGCUACGCACACUAAUGAACCUAGUCAAUUUAGGUAAGUUAUAGGCUACUAGUGUACUUGAGUAUCUUUCAUAUGUAUUUACUAAAAUGUUUUCAACCAAUACAGCGUUACGAAUAAGCUAUGCUCGAUCACCCAAACUAGUGCAAAAGCGUCGCGAGAAAAAAUUUCCUUAGUCUGGUCAUAUUCUAUAGAAAAUGGCAUUCAAUAAUGUUAGUCUUAGAUUUUUCUAACACUGAAUUGGUUAAAUUUUAAUUUCAAAGCAACUUAUGAACUUUUAACUGUGCACAUUCACCAUUUAUUUCUCUUAUAAUAAGAGCUGUUUCUCUACUAAGUAGGCGGUUCGUUUCAAUUAGAAAUAAAUAAAACACUCCCUUAAGUUUUCAAAUAUUUAUUACCAGAAUCUUCCAGAAAAUAGAGAUAUUUCUAGCACUUAAUUACAGCUCAAAUAACAGUGCACACACACAAGCUUUUAACCUCAGAUGGUUUAAUGAACUUACACGUAAAUGCAAUCGACACUAUUGCAAUCACAAACAGACUAACAAUCCCUCUACAGCCUCUCCUUAAACUUGAUCUGAGUAUGUAUUUGGUAUCGUAGGUAGUAGAGCGACUUUAUUAAUAGCAGUAGGUAGCGGAUCGUAGAGCGACUAUAUUAAUAACAGUAGGUAACAGAUCGUAGGGCGACUGUCUUAAUAGCAGUAGGUAGCAGAUCGUAAGGUGACUGUCUUAAUGGCAGUAGGUAGCAGAUCGUAGGGCGACUGUCUUAAUGGCAGUAGGUAGCAGAUCGUAGGGCGACUGUCUUAAUAGCAAUAGGUAGCAGAUCGUAGGGCGACUGUCUUAAUAGCAAUAGAUAGCAGAUCGUAGGGCGACUGUCUUAAUAGCAAUAGGUAGCAGAUCCUUGAGCGACUGUCUUAAUAGCAGUAGAUAGCAGAUCGUAGGGCGACUCUAUUAAUAGCAGUAGGUAGCAGAUCGCAAGGCCACUCUAUUAAUAGCAGUAGGUAGAAGAUAGUAGGCAGUAGGGCGACUCUAUUAAUAGCACUACGUAGUAGGACGACUGUAUUUAUAGCAGUGGGUAACAGAUCGUAGGUAGUUUAGCGACUGUAUUAAUAUCAGUAGGUAGUAGUGCAACUGUAUUAAUAGCAGUAUGUACUAGAUCGUAGAGACGCUGUAUUAAUAGCAGUAGGUAGAGAAUCAGUAUGCGAGAAUUUGCAGAAGCAGAUAUUAAGUUUAUACUUAUUGUCUAUCCUCAAUCUGUGUUAAAGUUAUGUAUAAAUAUAAAGGGUGGAAUACUUCAGAGUCAGGGAUCGCCUAUGGUCAUUUCCCCUUUCUGGGAGUAUCCCUACAAAAAUUGGAAAGGGAUUAUUUAUAAUAACUGGAAAGCAAGGGCGGCUGUAUUUGGUCCCAAUAAUCAUACAAGCUUUUAUCUCUUUUAAAAUCUGUUAGCUGAAAUAAAAAAAAUUG
This is a messenger RNA of Parasteatoda tepidariorum (common house spider), 3421 nucleotides long. Its product is annotated as calcitonin gene-related peptide type 1 receptor-like. Gene Ontology annotation, cellular component: plasma membrane. The record is from RefSeq and is a predicted model, not a curated record. Gene Ontology annotation, molecular function: G protein-coupled peptide receptor activity. Gene Ontology annotation, biological process: cell surface receptor signaling pathway; adenylate cyclase-modulating G protein-coupled receptor signaling pathway. NCBI's taxonomy places the organism in Eukaryota, Metazoa, Arthropoda, Arachnida, Araneae, Theridiidae.